Molecule: messenger RNA, 1160 nt
Organism: Platichthys flesus (European flounder)
Lineage: Eukaryota; Metazoa; Chordata; Actinopteri; Pleuronectiformes; Pleuronectidae
Gene: kcnk20
Product: potassium channel subfamily K member 13
Exons: 1
Coding region: 1-867 (288 amino acids)
Biological process (GO): potassium ion transmembrane transport; stabilization of membrane potential
Cellular component (GO): membrane
Molecular function (GO): potassium ion leak channel activity
Source: RefSeq, a predicted model, not a curated record
AUGUUUCUAACAGGAUUUGGAGUGACUGCCUCAUCCACUGUAGCAGGGAAGGUCUUGCUUGUUUUCUAUGGGUUGCUGGGCUGCUCAGCGACGCUUCUCUUCUUCAAUCUUUUCCUGGAGAGAGUCAUAACGUUUCUGAGCCUCCAGUUAUUCUGGUGCCACCGAAGGAGAAGCAGAGACAGCGCUGCAGCGGAGGGCAGAGCCAGUGAAGGUAAAAGGAAUGAAGAAUGGAAACCGUCUGUGCACCAUGUCACACUCGUUCUUCUUGUUGUGGUCCUGCUGGUUGCUUGUGGGGCUGCCUCCAUCUAUGCAGCCAUGGAGGGUUGGAAUUACUUUGAGUCGCUCUAUUUCUGCUUUGUGGCGUUCAGCACCGUGGGCUUUGGCGACUUUGUUAGCAGCCAGAGGGAGCACCAUGAAGACACCUGGGCGUACCAGGUUGUUAACUGUCUCCUGAUGCUCCUGGGAGUGUGCUGCACUUACUCCCUUUUCAACGCAAUCUCUGUGAUCAUUAAACUGGGACUCGACAGGAUGCUGAGGACACUGGCCCGGAUGUACAGGGGAAUCUGUCACUUUCAACUUCAGCUCAAACUUUUAUUCAAACUCACUUAUUCUGACUCUGACACAACUAUAUGUUACUCUGAGGAUGACACUCCGCACAGGAAGCCGCUGCAAAUGGUUUCCAGUUCGGCCCAAAGCAUGCUUUGGCGCUCCCGUGCCCCAAGUGCCAUAGGUAAAUGUCUUUGUGAGAAAGCCGAAGUGGAAACAGUGUGCCACUUUGACUAUGACAGGACAGAAAAGGGGCAAGAUAGUAGCUUAAAUGAAAAUAAUGUUGUCUAUGUCAGACCACUACCCACCUCUAUAGAUUAAAAUAUUUGUAAUAUACUGUCAAGAAAGUGAAACGAAGAGAUACAAUUUUGUCUGAAUAAUGUUUUCUUUAAUUUCAGGCUCUUUUGUUGUUCGGAAGACAUUUAUCAUAAUAUUGACUUUAUCUUGAGCUGUAAUGGUUAAAAAUCGCCAAAUAAAACACAUAGGAAGGAAACAUUCUUCCCAAUGAAGAGCAGUGGUAAACGUAGGGCUGGGCAAUAAGACAUUAUAAUUCUCUCUUAAUAGCCAAAUAAAAGCAAACAAAUGUAUAUCAAUAGGAUGCUUAUACAUUAGCC